AUGGCCUCAACCAAGGCUGUUGGCACUGAAGUGUAUUUGUCUUCUUGCCCUGCCACAGAUCCUACCCUGUCAUCUCCUGACGAACCAAACCGGCCUCAGAAUGAAGCUCAGGUGGUACCAGAGCUGGCUGCUAAGGAGGAGUUCCAUCUUAGUUGGCAGAGGCCCCAUGAUGUGGGAGCUGGACUCGAGAACACAGGUAAUAGCUGCUACAUGAAUGCAGUACUGCAGUGUCUGACACACACACCACCUCUUGUCAACUACAUGUUGUCUCGGGAGCACUCUCAGAACUGUUGUCACCAAGGAGACUGCAUGAUUUGUGCUAUGGAAGCUCAUGUGACCCGGAGUCUCCUCUACUCUGGGGAUGUCAUCCAGCCCUCAGAGAAGUUGACUGCUGCCUUCCACAAGCACAGGCAGGAAGAUGCCCAUGAGUUUCUGCUGUUCACCUUGAAUGCCAUGCACACAUCCUGUCUGCCAGGGAGCAAGCUCCUGGGAUGCACAUCUGAGCAGAGCUCCCUGAUCCAUGAGAUAUUUGGAGGCUCCUGGAAAUCUCAGAUCAAGUGUCUCCACUGCAAUGAGACCACAGACCUCUUAGAGCCCUUCCUUGACAUCACCCUGGAUAUCCAAACUGCUCAGAGUGUGAACCAAGCCUUGGAAAAUUUAGUAAUGGAGGAACAGCUGUGUGGGGAAAAUGCCUACCAUUGUGACAACUGUAGGCAGAAGACAAUGGCUUCCAAGACCCUGACUGUGAAAGAUGCCCCAAAGGUUCUCUUGCUGGUGUUGAAUCGCUUCUCAGAGUUCACAGGUGACAAAAAGGACAGGAAAGUGAGCUAUCCUGAGUCCUUUGACUUCCAGCCCUACAUAUCUCAGUCCCAUAGACAACCAUUGUUUUAUAGCCUGUAUGCUGUACUGGUCCAUGAUGGUGUGACUUGUCACAGUGGUCAUUACUUCUGUUAUGUCAAAGCUGGCAAUGGUCACUGGUAUAAGAUGGAUGAUUCUAGUGUCACCAGAUGUGAUGUCAAUUCUGUCCUAAGUGAACCUGCUUAUGUGCUCUUUUAUGUCCAGCAGACUGAUCUCAGAACGAAUUUGUGGGUGCUCUCACAGGCAGAACACCAGGUAGGGGAAUCCUGGUAUACAACGAUCAACAGAGGAUCCCCCACAGAAGCUGCAGAGCCCCCGGAUCACACAGAGAAUACAGCUGCCAAAAAUUUCUUAGACCACUGGAAAACUCUUCUGAACAUGAACACCAAAGCCUUUGGUGAAACUUGGAAAACACAGACCUACUCUGAGAGCAAAUGA
Messenger RNA from Cricetulus griseus (Chinese hamster), 1296 nucleotides. Lineage: Eukaryota; Metazoa; Chordata; Mammalia; Rodentia; Cricetidae. The record is from RefSeq and is a predicted model, not a curated record.